This is a messenger RNA of Cherax quadricarinatus, 1208 nucleotides long. Its product is annotated as pupal cuticle protein 20-like. Gene Ontology annotation, molecular function: structural constituent of chitin-based larval cuticle. Gene Ontology annotation, cellular component: chitin-based extracellular matrix. The record is from RefSeq and is a predicted model, not a curated record. Lineage: Eukaryota; Metazoa; Arthropoda; Malacostraca; Decapoda; Parastacidae.
CUCUUGGUUCUCUCUGACGACAUGAUCCUGAAAGUGGUAUUCUGCACCUUGUUGGCUGUUGUGGGAGCCGAUAAGCUUCCGUCUACUUCUUACGGAGCACCCGCCAGGGGAAGUGGAGGCUUCACUGCGGGAUCCAGAGGAGGCUUUGGUGGGGGUAUCGGAGGAUCGCCUGCGGGAGGUUUCGGAGGCUCACCUGCGGGAGGUUUCGGAGGCUCACCUGCGGGAGGUUUCGGAGGCUCACCUGGGGGAGGUUUUGGAGGAUCAGCUGGUGGAGCCUUCGGAGGCACAGCUGGUGUAGGCUUCGGGGGAGCUGGCAGUGGAAGUUCCCUUAGCGGAAGCUACAGACCUUCAGGUCCCGUAGUCCCAAUCUUAAGAGACGACCGUCAGGGACCUGAUGAGUAUGGAAACUACAAUUUCAACUUUGAAACUGGUGAUGGCAUCAGUCGUCAGGAGCAAGGCGCCCCUCAGGGUCCAACUGGUGCUGUGGCAGCUCAAGGAGGAUGGACAUUUACUUUCCCUGAUGGAACUCCCGCUGCUUUCAACUUCGUAGCAGAUGAAGGUGGUUACCGCGUGGAGUCUGACCUGGUGCCCACGCCCCAUCCUCUUCCCGCCCACGCUAUCGCCCAGAUCGAGAAGGCUCGUCAGGAAGACGCUGCUGCAGCUGCCGCAGGUGGACGUGGAUCAUACAGCGCUGCUUCAGGCUCUGCUUCUCAGUUUACUGGAGCACCUGCUGGUGGCUUCGGUGCUUCACCUGCUGGUGGCUUCGGUGGUUCACCUGCUGGUGGCUUCGGUGCUUCACCUGCUGGUGGCUUCGGUGCUUCACCUGCUGGUGGCUUCGGUGCUUCACCUGCUGGUGGCUUCGGUGCUUCACCUGCUGGUGGCUUCGGUGCUUCACCUGCUGGUGGCUUCGGUGCUUCACCUGCUGGUGGUUUCGGUGCUUCACCUGCUGGUGGCUUCGGUGCUUCACCUGCUGGUGGCUUCGGAACCUCAGGCCGUGGUAGCGCUCCUGUGGCUCCCAGUAGAACUUACGGCGCCCCAUAAGCAUUACUGUACCGUACCAACGACUCCAUCAUUCUCGAUACAUAUUCAUUAGAUAUUUUCUCACUUGAUAACUCGUUCAUUUGUGUUGCUGUCAUUCUUGGAUCUUUUUGUCCCACUAAGUCAGUUUAUCUUGCCACACGUGGUCUCUUAACUGACGUUGCACUGAA